Lynx canadensis (Canada lynx) is the source of this 3844-nucleotide messenger RNA. It is a transcript of the gene VPS18, whose product is annotated as VPS18 core subunit of CORVET and HOPS complexes. Gene Ontology annotation, cellular component: endosome; HOPS complex. The transcript has 5 exons. Gene Ontology annotation, molecular function: protein-macromolecule adaptor activity. Bases 320 to 3241 code for a protein of 973 amino acids. The record is from RefSeq and is a predicted model, not a curated record. Gene Ontology annotation, biological process: organelle fusion; intracellular protein transport; lysosome organization. NCBI's taxonomy places the organism in Eukaryota, Metazoa, Chordata, Mammalia, Carnivora, Felidae.
GGAGUCAGCUGAGCCGCUGGGGCGAGGUUGGGAUCUUCUGGGAUCUGCAAAAGGAAACCAGUGAUCUUUUGGGGGUGGGAGCGGGGUGCAGGACUGCACCAGGUUCAAGGGAGAGGGCUCCGAAGUCUUCUCGCUCAUUAUAAGGCGAGAGCGAGAAAAUCCUCAGGAUCUUAAAGAGGAGAAGGGGGCGGCGGAUUGCAGGAUCUGUCAGAGACUUGUCGAGGCUGCGGAGACGCAGUUUCCAAUCUAAGGCGACGGGGAUCCCUGGGGGGAGCGCUGUUGGAAUCCCUGGGCCCGGAACGGAGGGCCCAGAGGCACCAUGGCGUCCAUCCUGGAUGAAUACGAGGACUCCCUGUCCCGCUCAGCCGUCUUGCAGCCCGGCUGCCCCAGCGUGGGCAUCCCCCACUCGGGGUAUGUGAAUGCCCAGCUAGAGAAGGAAGUGCCCAUCUUCACAAAGCAGCGCAUUGACUUUACCCCUUCUGAGCGUAUCACCAGUCUUGUUGUCUCCUGCAAUCAGCUCUGCAUGAGCCUGGGCAAGGAUACACUGCUCCGCAUUGACUUGGGCAAGGCCAACGAACCCAACCAUGUGGAGCUGGGACGCAAGGAUGAUGCCAGAGUUCACAAGAUGUUUCUGGACCACACUGGCUGUCACCUGCUGAUUGCUCUGAGCAGCACUGAGGUCCUCUAUGUGAACCGUAAUGGACAGAAGGUACGGCCACUGGCACGCUGGAAAGGACAGCUGGUGGAGAGUGUGGGCUGGAACAAGGCACUGGGCACCGAGAGCAGCACAGGCCCCAUCCUGGUUGGCACUGCCCAAGGCCAGAUCUUCGAAGCAGAGCUCUCAGCCAGUGAGGGUGGACUUUUCGGCCCUGCCCCAGAUCUUUACUUCCGUCCAUUGUACGUACUAAAUGAAGAAGGGGGUCCAGCGCCUGUAUGCUCCCUUGAGGCUGAGCGGGGUCCCGAUGGGCGCGGCUUUGUUAUCGCCACAACUCGACAGCGCCUCUUCCAGUUCAUAGGUCGAGCAGCAGAGGGGACUGAGGCCCAGGGCUUCUCAGGGCUCUUCGCUGCCUACGCUGACCACCCACCCCCAUUCCGUGAGUUCCCCAGCAGUCUGGGCUACAGUGAGUUGGCGUUCUAUACCCCCAAGUUGCGCUCUGCACCUCGGGCCUUCGCCUGGAUGAUGGGGGAUGGCGUGUUGUAUGGAGCAUUGGACUGUGGGCGCCCCGAUUCCCUGCUGAGUGAGGAGCGAGUCUGGGAGUACCCAGAGGGGGUAGGUCCUGGGGCCAGCCCACCUCUGGCUGUCGUCUUGACCCAGUUCCACUUCCUGCUGCUGUUGGCGGACCGGGUGGAGGCAGUGUGCACACUGACAGGGCAGGUGGUGCUGCGGGAUCACUUCCUGGAGAAGUUUGGGCCGCUGAAGCACAUGGUGAAGGACUCCUCCACGGGCCACCUGUGGGCCUACACUGAGCGGGCCGUCUUCCGCUACCAUGUGCAGCGGGAGGCCCGGGAUGUGUGGCGCACCUACCUGGACAUGAACCGCUUUGACCUGGCCAAAGAGUAUUGUCGAGAGCGGCCUGACUGCCUGGACACAGUCCUGGCCCGGGAAGCUGAUUACUGCUUUCGCCAGCGUCGUUACCUGGAGAGUGCCCGCUGCUACGCCCUGACCCAGAGCUACUUUGAGGAGAUUGCCCUCAAGUUCUUGGAGGCCCGACAGGAGGAGGCUCUGGCCGAGUUCCUGCAGCGAAAAUUGGCCAGUUUGAAGCCAGCCGAGCGUACCCAGGCCACACUGCUUACCACCUGGUUGACGGAGCUUUACUUGAGCCGGCUCGGGGCUCUGCAGGGUGAUCCUGAGGCCCUGAACUUCUACCGGGAAACACGGGAGCGCUUCCGGGCCUUCCUCAGCAGCCCCCGCCACAAGGAGUGGCUCUUUGCCAGCCGGGCCUCCAUCCAUGAACUGCUUGCCAGCCAUGGAGACACAGAACACAUGGUGUACUUUGCCGUGAUCAUGCAGGACUAUGAGCGAGUGGUGGCAUACCACUGCCAGCACGAGGCCUACGAGGAAGCCCUGGCCGUGCUUGCUCGCCACCGUGACCCUCAGCUUUUCUAUAAGUUCUCACCGAUCCUCAUUCGCCACAUCCCCCGCCAGCUGGUGGAUGCUUGGAUUGAGCUGGGCAGCCGGCUAGAUGCCCGGCAGCUCAUUCCUGCCCUGGUGAAUUAUAGCCAGGGUGGCGAGGCCCAGCAGGUGAGCCAGGCCAUCCGCUACAUGGAGUUCUGCGUGAAUGAGCUGGGCGAGACUGAGCAGGCCAUUCAUAACUACCUGCUGUCGCUGUAUGCCCGAGGCCAGCCCGCCUCACUGCUGGCCUACCUCGAGCAGGCCGGGGCCAGCCCGCACCGUGUGCACUAUGACCUCAAGUAUGCGCUGCGGCUCUGUGCUGAGCACGGCCACCACCGUGCUUGUGUCCAUGUCUACAAGGUCCUAGAACUGUAUGAGGAGGCUGUGGACCUGGCCCUGCAGGUGGAUGUGGACCUAGCCAAACAGUGUGCUGACUUGCCUGAGGAAGACGAGGAACUGCGCAAGAAACUGUGGCUGAAGAUUGCACGACACGUAGUGCAGGAGGAGGAAGAUGUGCAGACGGCCAUGGCCUGCCUGGCCAGCUGCCCCUUGCUCAAGAUUGAGGACGUGCUGCCCUUCUUUCCUGACUUCGUCACUAUCGACCACUUCAAGGAGGCGAUCUGCAGCUCGCUCAAGGCCUACAACCACCACAUCCAGGAGCUGCAGCGGGAGAUGGAAGAGGCCACAGCCAGCGCCCAGCGCAUCCGGCGAGAUCUGCAGGAGCUGCGGGGCCGCUACGGCACAGUGGAGCCCCAGGACAAAUGCGCUACCUGUGACUUCCCCCUGCUCAACCGCCCUUUUUACCUUUUCCUCUGUGGCCACAUGUUCCACGCUGACUGCUUGCUGCAGGCCGUGCGGCCUGGCCUGCCGGCCUACAAGCAGGCCCGGCUCGAAGAGCUGCAGCGAAAGUUGGGGGCUGCUCCAGCCCCUACCAAGGGCUCUGCCCGCGCAAAGGAGGCCGAGGGUGGGGCUGCCGCUGGGGGACCCAGUCGGGAACAGCUCAAGGCUGACCUAGAUGAACUGGUGGCCGCUGAGUGUGUGUACUGUGGGGAGCUGAUGAUCCGCUCUAUUGACCGGCCCUUCAUCGACCCCCAGCGCUAUGAGGAGGAGCACCUCAGUUGGCUGUAGGAGGAUGUUGUGCUGGGUGGGCAGGCCGUCGGGGGCACGUGCCCCUUCUUGGGAAGGCUACACCCUGGUCUGCGCUCCGUCAUCUGGAGACUCGCCCCAUUGUUGGGAAGAGUGGAAUUAUAGCUGUCACCGAGAGGUAUCAUCUGCCGCUAUCCAGUUCUUCAGAGCGGCCUUAGGGCCACUGUUAUGCCAGUCUAUCUGCCUGCCUCCCAACAGGGGGCCUUAGCCUGGAGAAGUCAGAAUUCUGACCCCAUCACCCUCUCCCCUCUAACGGUCCUGUUUUCCUUUUUACUCCCCACAGACAUCCUGUUCACCUUCUAGAGCGAGAGUACCAUCCUCCCUUUUCACUGCGUGUCUCUUCCCCUUUAGAGGAAGGCCUCUCCUGUGUCUGCCCCUAGGUCCCAGAGAGAAAAGGCAGCCCCUCCAAGUCCUGGGCAUGGAGGGUGGGGAAAGGUGGUGCUGGUGGUGGGCGUGUCUUGUGUACACUUUCUAGGGCUCUGGUGUGUGGGCGUGCCCUGGGGGACAGGGCCUCAUGGAGGACAGUGGGAGGUGAUGAUGGAGUGGGGAACAUUAAACUGCCUGCGCCGCGCUGGUGGUCCUGGA